Molecule: messenger RNA, 546 nt
Organism: Eremothecium gossypii ATCC 10895
Lineage: Eukaryota; Fungi; Ascomycota; Saccharomycetes; Saccharomycetales; Saccharomycetaceae
Gene: ASK1
Product: Ask1p
Exons: 1
Coding region: 1-546 (181 amino acids)
Biological process (GO): attachment of spindle microtubules to kinetochore
Cellular component (GO): mitotic spindle; mitotic spindle pole body; DASH complex
Source: RefSeq, marked provisional
AUGGCACGCCAGCCCCCCGCCCCCGAGCCCACGCUCGAGCAGCUGGACCAGGAAAUCACGCUGCAGCUGCAGAAGAUCGAUGCCAACCUCAGCGCGUGCUUCAGCAAGAUCACCAAGGACAUCAUCCCUGCGGUUGCGCGGUACGGCGCCGUGUGCGACGACGCGCUGAGCGCCUGCAGCUGGCUGCGCGAGCUGUUCCAGAAGAGCUCGGACAUCCAGCUCGCGACGGAGCCGGCCGCGCCCGCGCCUGCGGCCGAGUCGCUGUUCCCACAGGCGCCGGCGCCGCGCGCGCCCGAGGUCACGACCGAGGGUCACGUGCUCGCGGUGCCCGUGUCCAGCGAUGACGAGCCCGACGACGGCAGCACGCUGCAGCGCCAGCACAAACGGCGCAAGCUCUCGCUGCAGCUGCAGCAGCGCUACGGCUCGUCGUCGUCGUCGUCGUUUGUCUCGCGCUCGCCCACGCUGCGCACGCGCCCGGCCUCGUCUCCGCUGCGCGCGCCGGACGACCCAGACCCCCCCGCGGUCCUGCGCUUCGCCGCGCGGUAG